UCAGACUUAAAAGAGGUCAAGUUUAUUCAAUAAAACCCAUCUUUUCUUUUAUGCACCGAAGCAGAGCUCAGAAGCAGAGAAGGUGAAGCAGCGAAACGAAUCAAAAUCCACUCUCACGCCAUGCCGUAGAGAUGCAGCAGCAAAUCCACAAAAUAAAUAAAUAAAUAAAUGAUGCAAGGACUUCACCAACAACAACAACUCGCUGCUCUCCUUUCCGCUGCUCUCCCUAAAGACUCCCCCUCCCCCUCCACCGCCAUCACCACCACCCCAACAAUUACCCCUGCCUCAACAACAGCCAAAUCAACCAACUCGGAAAACACCGACGACGAAGACUCAGCUAGACUCGGCGCCAUUAACUCACUCCACCGCGCUAUUGUUUACCCUCCUAAUUCACUCCUUGUCUCUCACUCCGCUUCUUUUCUCUCUCAAGGAUUCUAUCAACUCCUAACUGACAAGUCAUAUGCCAUUAGGCAAUCUGCAGCGACUGCUUAUGGGGCAUUAUGUGCUGUGAUAUGUGCGAUUCUAAUUGGAUCAAAUGGAAGGCAAAACCAUGUUAUGCUUGGAAGUAUUGUUGACAGGUUCAUUGGUUGGGCUUUGCCGUUGCUUAGCAAUGGUGGUGGGGGUGAUGGGACAACAGAACUGGCAUUGGAAGGGUUGCGUGAGUUUCUUAGUGUUGGAGAUGUUGUGGGAAUUGAGAGAUAUGCUUUGCCUAUCCUCAAAGCAUGUCAAGAACUUUUGGAGGAUGAGAGAACCUCCUUGAAUUUGUUGCAUAGGCUUUUGGGUGUAUUGACUUUGGUUUCGAUCAAGUUUUCUAGGUUUUUUCAGCCUCAUUUUCUGGAUAUUGUGGAUUUACUUCUUGGUUGGGUGUUGGUGCCAGAUCUUGCAGAAUCAGACAGGCGUGUUAUCAUGGAUAGUUUCUUGCAGUUUCAGAAACAUUGGGUGGGGAAUUUGCAGUUCUCUUUGGGAUUGUUGUCUAAGUUUUUGGGUGACAUGGAUGUAUUGGUUCAGGAUGGGAGUCGUGGAACACCAGCACAAUUUCGUAGGUUGCUGGCACUCCUUUCUUGUUUUACAACAGUGUUGCAGUCCACUGCUUCAGGUUUGUUGGAAAUGAAUCUACUUGAACAAAUAAGUGAAUCUCUUAGAGCAUUGGUUCCUCAGUUGUUGGGAUGCUUAUCCAUGGUUGGAAGGAAAUUUGGGUGGGCAAAAUGGACUGGUGAUUUGUGGAAAUGCUUGACCCUCUUGGCUGAGAUACUAUGCGAAAAGUUUUCUACCUUUUACCCGCUUGCACUUGAUAUCUUAUUCCAAAGCUUGGAUUCACAACCCGGGGCUGAGAAGAUCACCUCCUUUCAAGUUCAUGGUGUUUUAAAGACUAAUCUUCAGCUGUUAUCUCUACAAAAACUUGGUCUUUUCCCAUCAUCAGCCCAGAAAGUAUUACAAUUUGAUGCGCUCAUAUCACAGCUGCGUUUGCAUCCGAGUCAUUUGGUGACUGGAAGUUCUGCUGCUACUUAUAUUUUCUUGCUUCAGCAUGGGAACAAUGAAGUUGUUCAACAGGCAAUUGGUGUGCUAAUCAAAGAGAUGGAGUUGCUGAAGGCCAUGCUAAAUGAAACUUUGAAUCUUGGAGAUGAAAAUUAUAGUGUUAAAGAUUCUAAAUCCUAUUCCAAAAUGGAGUUUUUAGCAUUGAUGAAAUUUGAUUUGAAAGUUUUGUUGACUUGUGUUUCCUUGGGUGGGGGCAGCAGCUUGAUUUGCCAACCAGAACUUGCCGCCAUAUAUCUGAAGAGGUCGGAUAUGUUGGCUUCUUUUAUUGUUGAGAAAUUGGAUCCCUUUAAUUUACCUAUUCAGGCAUAUGUGGAGUUACAGGUCAAUGUUAUCCAGACAAUGGAGAGGCUAACCGCAGUUGAAUUUUUGAGCAGGUGGUCCAUAAGAAAUCAGACUACCCAGACUGCUUCUUUGGAUGACACUGUUUAUAAAGUGAAUAAUGUAAAUGGUUUCAGGGAUGAUAUUUCUGCUGUGAUUAUUGAGCAUUUAAGGAAGUACAGUGCGUUCCUCAUCAAAGCUAUAAAUGUUUCCGCCCCUCUCACAGUUAAAGUGGUAGCCUUAGGGUGGAUCCAAAAAUUCUCAAAUAAUCUUAUUGCCAUCUAUGAAAAUUCAAAUGUGAAUACUUAUUUUGAUGAAGCAUUUGGAUACACUGGUGGUACUGGCAGCAUUAUAUUUUCAGUAUUUGAUGCAGCAUUUGACAGUGAACCGAAGGUGAGGUUGCAGGUUGCAUCAGUUCUGGAGGCGCUUUUGCAGGCAAGGCUUGUACAUCCCAUUUACUUUUAUCCCAUGGCUGAAGUGGUUUUGGAAAAGCUUGGUGAUCCAGAUGUUGACAUUAAGAAUUCAUUUGUGAGACUGCUUUCCCAUGUCUUGCCAAUGACAAUGUUUGCAUUUGGUUUACAUGACCAAGGAACAUCCAGCACCUAUAGGUCCAAUGCAAUUGUUUCGUUUAACAGUUCAAAUUUGAACUGGAAGCAAGUGUUUUCCCUGAAGCAACUAAGACAGCAACUGCACUCACAGCAACUUGUUUCCAUUUUGAGUUACAUCUCUCAAAGAUGGAAGGUGCCUCUUUCUUCUUGGAUCCAGCGGCUCAUUCAUAGCUGUCGGAGUUCAAACGACCUUGUUUUGGGUCAACUUGAGGAAACACGGACAUUUGUUGCUGAUGUUCUUUGGUUGAACAAAAAACUGGAUGAUGAUAUUCUUGAAAGGAUAUGCUCAGUUGAUAACUUGGCUGGUGCUUGGUGGGCUAUUCAUGAAGCAGCUAGAUAUUGUAUUGCCACGCGUCUUCGGACCAAUCUUGGUGGGCCUACUCAAACUUUUGCAGCACUGGAAAGAAUGCUGCUGGACAUUGCACAUGUGCUACAGCUUGAUAUUGAGCAGAAUGAUGGAAACCUAAGUAUAAUAGGCUCUUCUGGUGCUCACUUGUUACCUAUGAGGUUGUUAUUGGAUUUUGUUGAGGCUCUAAAAAAAAAUGUAUAUAAUGCAUAUGAAGGGUCAGCCAUUUUACCAUCUGCUUCUCGCCCAAGCUCCUUGUUCUUCCGUGCAAACAAGAAGGUUUGCGAGGAGUGGUUUUCUCGUAUAUGUGAGCCAAUGAUGAAUGCGGGUUUGGCACUGCAAUGUCAUGAUGCUACCAUUCACUAUUGUACUGUACGUUUGCAGGAACUCAAAAGUGUCUUAUCUUCAUCUUUGAAAGACAAAUCCAGGGCACAGGCAUCUGAGAACCUCCAUAGCAUCAGGGAUAGGUUGUUUGGAGACAUUUUGAGGGUUCUACAGCACAUAGCACUGGCUCUAUGUAGGAGUCAUGAACCUAAGGCUUUGAUUGGUCUGCAUCAAUGGGCUUCAAUGACAUUUUCUUCCUUGCUUAUGGAUGAGAACCAGUCUCCAAGUCAUAAUGGAAUAUCAGGGCCUUUUGCAUGGAUCACUGGCCUGGCAUACCAGGCUGAAGGUCAAUAUGAGAAGGCUGCUGCACACUUCACUCACUUGCUUCAGAAUGAGGAAUCAUUGAGCUCUAUGGGUUCUGAUGGUGUGCAGUUUGCUAUUUCACGUAUUAUUGAAAGCUACACUGCUGUAUCUGAUUGGAAGUCCCUAGAAUCCUGGUUAUCAGAUUUGCAGCAACUGCGUUCUAGACAUGCUGGAAAGAGUUAUUCUGGUGCUCUAACUACUGCAGGAAAUGAAAUCAAUGCAAUUCAUGCCUUGGCACGUUUUGAUGAGGGAGAUUGUCAGGCAGCUUGGUCAUAUCUGGAUUUGACACCUAAAAGUAGCAGCGAACUUACACUUGAUCCUAAACUGGCCUUGCAAAGGAGUGAGCAAAUGCUUUUACAGGCAAUGCUGUUUCUCCAUGAGGGGAAGGUAGAAAAGGUACCACAGGAAACAUGGAAGGCCAAGUUAAUGCUGGAGGAAAUGUUGUCUGUUUUGCCACUUGAUGGUCUGGCGGAGGCAGCACCAUUUGCUACUCAGUUGCACUGCAUCUUUGUGGUUGAAGGAGGUCACAAGCUUAAGGACAACCAUGCAAAAUCCAAAGAACAUCACUCAAUAUUAAGCUCAUAUGUAGAGUCGAUUCAGUCUUUAAUAAACAGAGUUCAUCAGGAUUGUAAUCCAUGGUUAAAACUCCUCCGGAUUUAUCGAACCAACUGUCCUACUUCUCCAGUCACUCUAAAGCUGUCUAUGAGUUUGACAAGUUUAGCCCGUAAGCAGGGAAACCUUAUGUUAGCAACCCGUCUAAAUAAUUAUCUCAGGGAGCAUGCAUUGAAUUGCUCCGAGGAGAGAAACUCUUCUUUCCUAUUGUCAAAGUUGCAAUAUGAGGACUUCAUGCUCCUGCAUGCUCAAAACAAGUUUGAAGAUGCUUUUGCAAAUCUUUGGUCUUUCGUGCGCCCUUGCAUGCUGUCUUCUGCAUCUAUGGUUUCUAAUUCAUAUAAUAAUAUUUUGAAGGCUAAGGCUUGCUUGAAACUUUCAGAGUGGUUGAGGCAGGAUUAUCCAGAUUUGAGUUUGGAAAGUAUCGUUCUCAAUAUACUGACAGAUUUUAAUAUGGAUGAUGCAGCUUCACCUGACAGAGUUGGACACUUUGUCAAUGUCCAGAAUUUCAACUCCAAACCUAGUCUGGUUGUGAACAUUGAGGAAAUCGUGGGCACAGCUACAAAGUUAUCCACACAACUUUGCUCCACAAUGGGCAAGGCAUGGAUUUCUUAUGCCACUUGGUGUUUCACUCAGGCUACAGAUUCUCUCUUUAAUCCAUCUGAAACUGUUCUUCGCUCGUGCUCUUUCUCCCCUGUACUUAUUCCAGAAGUCCAGCCUGACAGAUUCAAUUUAACUGAAGUUGAGAGGACAAGAGUGCAAUCUGUGGUCUUCUGGCUUUUUCAGCACAAGGGUGACGAUUCUAGUGACUGCAGAGAGGGGAUUUUUUGGCCUGAUUCUGUGCAAAAUUCAAUAAAUGAUAAACCAGUGGUGGAGCAAGUAAUUGAUUUAAUUGAAGCUGCAGCUGGUGCACAGGGUGCAGAAAACUCUAGUGGCGAUUCCCUUUCUUUUACUCUUGCAUCUCAACUGCGAAAUUUUUUCCUUUGUGUAAAUGCCGGCUUAGGAGAAGCCAACAUAUCAUCUGCAGUUAAUGAUUUAGUUAGUGUAUGGUGGUCUUUGAGAAGGAGGCGAGUUUCUCUCUUCGGUCAUGCAGCCCAUGGUUUCAUGCAAUACCUGACAUACUCAUCUAUAAAGGCUUCUGAUUCUCAGUUAGCUGGCUUUGAGGGCGAGUCUUUAAAACAAAAAACUGGGAGUUAUACUCUGAGGGCUACCUUGUAUUUCCUACAUAUCCUACUCAAUUUUGGAGUUGAGUUGAGAGAUGCAAUUGAACCAGCUCUUUCAUCAAUUCCUUUAUUGCCAUGGCAGGAAGUAACUCCCCAAUUGUUUGCUCGUUUAAGUUCUCAUCCUGAGCAAGUGGUCCGGAAGCAAUUGGAGGGUUUAUUGAUGAUGUUGGCUAAGCUAUCUCCUUGGUCCAUAGUGUAUCCGACUCUGGUUGAUGUGAAUACUAAUGAGGAGCCUUCAGAGGAGCUUCAACACAUUCUGGGUUGUUUGAGAGAGCUUUACCCAAAAUUAAUUCAAGAUGUUCAACUCAUGAUAAAUGAGCUUGAAAAUGUAACUGUUCUUUGGGAGGAACUAUGGCUCAGCACACUUCAAGAUCUGCAUGCAGAUGUGAUGAGACGCAUAAAUGUGCUGAAAGAGGAAGUUGCGCGAAUAGCAGAGAAUGCAACUCUAAGUCAAAGUGAGAAGAACAAAAUUAAUGCUGCUAAAUACUCAGCCAUGAUGGCCCCCAUUGUUGUGGCCUUGGAACGCCGCCUUGCUUCUACUUCUCGGAAACCAGAGACACCUCAUGAAUUAUGGUUCCAUGGGGAGUAUAGAGAACAUCUGAAAUCAGCCAUUCUGUCAUUUAAGACUCCACCGGCUUCUGCUGGUGCACUAGGAGAAGUGUGGCGGCCAUUUGAUGAUAUUGCUGCUUCCUUGGCAUCUUAUCAAAGAAAGUCGUCAAUAUCUCUAGGUGAAGUUGCACCCCAACUGGCUUUGUUGUCAUCGUCUGAUGUCCCAAUGCCUGGUCUUGAGAAGCAAGUCACAGUAUCUGAAUCUGACAGAAGUUCCACUACAAGUCUCCAGGGAAUUGUUACAAUCACUUCUUUCUCUGAACAACUGACUAUCUUGUCAACCAAAACAAAACCUAAGAAACUUGCUAUACUUGGUUCAGAUGGUCGAAAGUACACUUAUCUUUUGAAAGGGCGAGAAGAUUUACGUCUUGAUGCGAGAAUCAUGCAGCUUCUGCAGGCUAUAAAUGGUUUUCUGCGUUCAUCUUCUGCAACUUCUAGGCAUUUGCUUGAUGUACGUUACUAUUCAGUGACUCCAAUCAGUGGCAGGGCUGGUCUUAUUCAGUGGGUGGACAAUGUGGUGAGCAUAUAUAGUGUCUUUAAGUCUUGGCAAAACCGCGUGCAGCUGGCACAACUCUCAUCAAUGGCUCCAGCCAAUUCAAAAAAUCCUGUUCCUCCACCUGUUCCCCGACCAAGCGAUAUGUUCUAUGGUAAAAUCAUACCUGCACUUAAAGAGAAAGGCAUCAGGAGAGUCAUUUCACGAAGAGACUGGCCCCAUGAUGUCAAACGUAAGGUUCUACUUGACUUAAUAAAGGAGGUUCCAAGACAGCUGCUUCAUCAAGAACUUUGGUGUGCCAGUGAAGGGUUCAAAGCCUUCAGCUCAAAAUUGAGGAGGUACUCUGGAAGUGUUGCAGCCAUGAGUAUGGUGGGCCACAUUCUGGGUCUUGGAGAUAGACAUCUGGAUAAUAUUCUCGUAGAUUUUUGUAGUGGGGAUAUUGUGCACAUUGAUUAUAAUGUUUGCUUUGAUAAGGGGCAAAGAUUAAAGGUGCCAGAGAUUGUUCCAUUCCGCCUUACCCAGAUGCUUGAAGCUGCUUUGGGAUUGACUGGAGUGGAAGGUACCUUCAGAGCAAAUUGUGAAGCAGUUGUUGGUGUUCUGAGGAAAAACAAGGAUGUACUCUUGAUGUUGUUAGAGGUUUUUGUUUGGGAUCCCCUUGUGGAAUGGACGCGAGGUGAUUUUCAUGAUGAAGCAGCUAUUGGGGGUGAAGAAAGAAAGGGCAUGGAGUUGGCAGUUAGCUUGAGUUUGUUUGCAUCUCGAGUGCAAGAAAUCCGUGUUCCGCUGCAGGAGCAUCAUGAUAUUUUAUUGGCUACCUUACCAGCUGUUGAUUCUGCUCUUGAGGGGUUUGCUGAUGUUCUAAAUCAGUAUGAGCUUGCCUCUACUCUGUUUUAUCGAGCUGAUCAAGAAAGGUCUAGUCUUAUUUUGCAUGAGACAUCUGCAAAGUCGAUUGUUGCUGAAGCAACUAGUAAUUUGGAGAAAGCCCGUGCAUCAUUUGAAAUUCAGGCUCGAGAAUUCACUCAAGCAACAGGUGUAAUAUCUGAGAAGGCUCAAGAAGCUGUAACAUGGAUGGAGCAACAUGGAAGGGUCCUCGAAGCUUUGCGGAGCAAUUUGCUUCCAGAAAUAAAUUCCUGCAUAAAGCUGAGCAGUAUGGCUGAUGCUUUGUCGCUUACAUCUGCAGUCCUGGUGGCUGGAAUUCCACUGACCAUUGUUCCUGAGCCCACUCAAGCACAAUGCCAGGAUAUGGACAGGGAAGUUUCUCAGCUCAUAGCUGAGCUGGAUCAUGGACUCUCAUCUGCUCUAACUGGAAUCCAAGCAUAUUCAUUGGCUUUGCAAAGAAUCCUACCUCUGAAUUAUGUUUCAACUAGUACAGUACAUGGCUGGGUUCAAGUGUUGCAGCUGUCUUCUAAUGCCCUUUCCUCUGAUUUACUCUCUCUUGCCAAAAGUCAGGCUGCUGAACUCGUUGCUAAAGUACAUGCAGAUGAUCUUGAUUCUGUUAAACACAUUCAUGAUGAUAUUUGUCUAAAGGUAGAUAAAUACGCUACAGAGAUUAAUAAAGUUGAAGAAGAGUGUGCUGAGUUAGUAAACUCUAUUGGCUCAGAGACUGAAUCAAAAGCUAAGGAUCGUCUUCUGUCUGCUUUUAUGAAAUACAUGCAGUCUGCUGGUUUGGUGAGGAAAGAAGACACUAAUUCUACUAGUCAACCAGGACAAUUGAAAUACGAUGCAACUAGGGAUGCCAGGUUACCAGUGGACCUGGAAGACAAGAAGGAGAAGGUAUUAUCUGUUUUAAAUAUAGCUGUAAGGUCCUUGUAUAAUGAAGUAAGGCAUAGGGUACUAGACAUAUUCAGUAAUUUUGGAGGAGGAAGGCAUGCAAAUGACAGAUUUAGAUCUAUCUUCUGCGAGUUUGAAGAACAGAUAGAGAAAUGUGUACUUGUAGCUGGAUUUGUUAGUGAAUUACGGCACUUUAUUGGUAGGGACAUACCUAGUGUGAAUGCAGAUGUAUACCAUGCAAAAUUUUAUUCUGAAAGAAACUGGGCAUCCACAUUCAAAUCCACUUUACUUUCCUGCAAGAGCUUGGUUGGGAAAAUGACUGAAGGUGCUUUAUUGGAUGUCAUGAGAUCUGCUGUUUCAUUGAAUUCAGAAGUUAUGGAUGCAUUUGGGUUUAUCUCUCAAAUCCGAGGAUCCAUUGAUACAGCAUUGGAGCAAUUCUUGGAAGUUGAAUUAGAAAGGGCAUCCUUGGUUGAACUAGAAAAGAACUACUUUGUUAAGGUUGGCCUUAUUACUGAGCAGCGGUUGGCUCUUGAGGAAGCUGCUAUGAAAGGCAGAGAUCAUCUGUCUUGGGAAGAGGCAGAGGAGCUUGCCUCCCAGGAAGAAGCUUGUAGGGCACAGCUGGACCAGCUCCAUCAAGCAUGGAACCAGAGGGAGAUGCGAGCUACUUCCCUUGUAAAGAGAGAAGCUGAUAUAAAAAAUGUCUUGGUUUCUUCUGAAUGCCAAUUUCAAUCUAUACUUGGUGCUGAAGAGGUAAGGGAACCACAAGUGUUUGGAAGCAAAGCUCUUCUGUCCACACUAAUAAAACCCUUCUCUGAUUUGGAAUCAAUUGAUAAAGUGUUGUCCUCUGGUGGUUCUGCUGCUUCUCCCUCAAAUGAAUUUGUUAACUUGGCAGAUUUGAUGAGUUCUGGGCACUCAAUAUCUGAAUACAUCUGGAAGUUCGGUGGCUUACUGAAGAGCCACAUAUUUUUCAUUUGGAAAGUUUGCAUUGUUGAUUUUUUUCUUGAUUCAUGCAUACAUGAUGUUGCUUCAUUUGUGGAUCAAAAUUUAGGAUUCGACCAGCUUUUCAACAUUGUAAAGAGAAAGCUUGAAAUCCAGCUUCGUGAACAUGUUGGUUGCUACCUGAAGGAACGAGUUGCUCCUGCUUUCUUAGCUUGGUUAGAUAAAGAGAAUGAGCAAUUGUCAGAAGCAACAAAGGAUCUUUCUCUUGACCAAGUGAAAAAGGAUAUCGGCGCCAUCAGGAAGGUGCAGCUCAUGCUUGAGGAAUACUGCAAUGCUCAUGAGACUGCUAGAGCAGCAAGAUCAGCAGCUUCUGUCAUGAAAAGACAGGUAAAUGAACUCAAAGAGGCUCUUCACAAGAAUAGCCUGGAAAUUGUCCAGUUGGAAUGGAUGUAUGAUGGGUUGACCCCUUCACAUAAGAGCAGAGUCACAUUUCAAAAGUUCCUUUCCAAUGAAGAUAACUUAUAUCCCAUUAUCCUAAACCUCAGCAGACCUAAUCUGCUGGAAGGGUUGCAAUCAGCCAUAACAAAAAUGGCUAGGUCAAUGGACUGCCUGCAAGCUUGUGAACGAAAUUCUGUUGUGGCAGAAGGGCAGCUUGAGAGAGCAAUGGGAUGGGCUUGUGGUGGACCAAAUUCCAGCACAACUGGAAAUACUUCAACCAAAACUUCAGGAAUUCCUCCUGAAUUCCAUGACCAUCUAAUGAGGCGACAGCAAUUGCUGUGGGAAGCUAGAGAAAAGGCAUCAAAUAUUCUUAAAAUUUGCAUGUCUAUAUUGGAGUUUGAAGCAUCAAGAGAUGGGAUUUUUCAGAUACCAGGAGAGGUUUAUCCAGCAAGAAGUGUUGCUGAUGGCAGGACAUGGCAGCAAGCUUACUUGAAUGCACUAAUAAAGUUGGAGGUUUCCUAUCAUUCUUUUACUCGCACCGAACAAGAGUGGAAGCUUGCACAAAGCAGUAUGGAAGCUGCUUCCAAUGGCAUGUAUGCAGUUGCUAAUGAACUCUGCAAUGCAUCUCUUAAAGCAAAGUCAGCUUCAGGUGAUUUACAAAACAUUGUUCUUGCAAUGAGGGACUGUGCAUAUGAAGUCAGUGUGGCACUAUCUGCCUUUAGUCGCAUCUCAAAGGGCCAUACAGCCUUGACUUCUGAAUCUGGUAGCAUGCUUGAAGAGGUUCUGGCCAUAACUGAAGAUCUGCAUGAUGUUCAUACUCUGGGAAAGGAGGCUGUUGCAUUCCACUGCUCUCUCAUGGAAGAUCUAUCUAAGGCAAAUGCAAUUCUUCUUCCACUUGAAUCUUUAUUGUCGAAUGAUGUGACUGCUAUGACAGAUGCUAUGACCAGGGAAAGAGAGACCAAGAUGGAAGUAUCUCCUAUUCAUGGUCAAGCCAUUUACCAGUCUUACUGCUUGAGAAUUAAAGAGGCUAUCGAGAAAUUUAACCCCUUGGUACCUUCACUUGCAUCAUCUGCGAAGGGACUGCAUUCGAUGCUGACAAGGCUUGCACAAACUGCUAGUCUCCAUGCUGGCAAUCUUCAUAAAGCUCUUGAAGGGUUAGCAGAAAGCCAGGAUGUCAAGUCACAGGGAAUUAGUUUGUCUGGGACGGAUCUUGACAAUGGUGCUAAUGCAUUCGAUGACAAGGGAAGAGAGAGCUUCUCUAUAUCAGACAAUGGGAGUGCUAAAGAUCUCAUUAAUGAUAGUGGACUUUCCUUGCAAGAUAAAGGAUGGAUAUCCCCACCAGAUAGCAUAUACAGCAGCAGCUCAGAAUCUGGCAUUACCUCAGCCGAAGCAAGUUUUCCAGACAGCUUACAUGAUCCAGAAGAACUAAUAAGACAAUCCCCUUGUGGAUCUGGUGUCAGGGUCGCGACUUAUCAUCUAAAUUCUGCACCAUCUUCUCAAACUGGUUGCCAGAAAAUCUCAGACCCUGGUCAAUCAGGAUUUAAUAGUAACAAUGAUUCUGUCACAGGAAUUGGUGAGCUAACUGAACAUCUGAAUUCUGUGGCACCACCAAGUGAUGAAGCUGUAAAUGUCGCUGUCGAGCCUUCACAACCUUUGGAUGAUGAGAGCUCAAAGGAGAAAUUUGAGGGCAAAAAUGAUGAGGUGUCCUCAUUAAACAAAGUUAAAAUUGAAGAUGAAAAUCAAGAAUCUCCUCAUCCUAAUCUGCAGACCGGCAGUCGAGUGGCCAAGGGUAAAAAUGCUUAUGCUUUGUCAGUGCUAAGGAGGAUUGAGAUGAAAAUAGAUGGUCAAGAUAUUGCGAACAACAGGAACCAUUUCUCGUGUCUCAGAGAAAUUAGUAUUGAAGAGCAAGUGGAUCAUCUGCUGAAGCAAGCAAUGAGUGUAGAUAAUCUUUGCAACAUGUAUGAGGGUUGGACACCAUGGAUUUGAACUUCUGAAGUCUGCCUAAAAGCAGUCAAAAUUCUAAUGUGAUGCGGUCAGGAAUUUAUAUGGUGAUUCGUUUGUUCAUAACAUUGAAUGGGCAGGCUCAUAUCCUGAAACGUUUCCCUGCCUGGGAAUCAAACGGCUGGAAUUGUUGCCUCAUAAGGCCCAAUCUUUUGGCUUCAGGAUCAAUGAUUCCCUUUGCAGGAGCUGUCGUUGCCAAUUUGGUUAGAGAUUCUGAUAAAUUGGCCACGGGCACUUUAAAAGUUGCUAUCCAUAUGUGUGAUGUUGGCAUAUGCCUGCCCUUUCAAGAAUCAGCCGCUUUUGAGGUAGAAAGCAUCCUCCAAGCCAGGCCUAAACAAGAUAUGUCUCAUCUUAACUGUGAUGUGGCCUGUGAGAUUCCAACUGGUCUACUUUUCACCAGCACUAGAGUUUCCACCGGGACUCAAAUUUUGGAGAUGCAGUUCCUUCGCACAAUUGCUGCCGAGGUGGUUUCAACUAAUCAAUUCACAGCCUUUUGUGUUCAUGGCCGAAGAAGCAAAUGGUGUCUCAUCUGCAUCACAAGAUUUUGGUUUUGAGCAACCCUCUGGCAUGUUGCUUCACAGUCAGAUCGGUUACUUGCAAGUAUCAAAUCGCACUUUCCUUCAAAAGUACUCUGGAAAUCAAGUAACCAACAUCUCCAUUGCAUAGUGUAUAGUUAGAUUUAUUUCGAAGUUGUAAUUGCCCCUAGCUAGCGCGGCUGUUUCUUCUUUGCAAAUGUUUUCCAAGACCUUGCUGUGAAUGUUUCACCUAAUUCAGUGGGUUCCAUGAGGAGAGCAUUUGCUUUCAGUGAUGCUGCUCGACCCCAAACAUUCUUCUACUUAAUCGCGUUAUGUUUGGAGUGUUGUUGGAUAGGUCUCCUAUCUUCAUAAUCUCCGUCGCUCAAAUAUUCAAUUAUUAUUCUACUUA
This is a messenger RNA of Populus nigra (black poplar), 12498 nucleotides long. RefSeq lists its product as uncharacterized. The transcript has 15 exons. Gene Ontology annotation, cellular component: nucleus. Bases 169 to 11559 code for a protein of 3796 amino acids. Gene Ontology annotation, molecular function: protein serine/threonine kinase activity; protein binding. Gene Ontology annotation, biological process: nuclear-transcribed mRNA catabolic process, nonsense-mediated decay; phosphorylation. Lineage: Eukaryota; Viridiplantae; Streptophyta; Magnoliopsida; Malpighiales; Salicaceae. The record is from RefSeq and is a predicted model, not a curated record.